Messenger RNA from Vanessa atalanta (red admiral), 733 nucleotides. RefSeq lists its product as uncharacterized. The record is from RefSeq and is a predicted model, not a curated record. NCBI's taxonomy places the organism in Eukaryota, Metazoa, Arthropoda, Insecta, Lepidoptera, Nymphalidae. The coding region runs from base 72 to 548 and encodes 158 amino acids. The transcript is spliced from 5 exons.
ACCAAGUACUACAAUAGAGCUAAAUUAAAAUAAUUGUAUUUGAUACUAGUAUAAAAGCUCUGAAAUUAAUAAUGAAUGAAUCAAAUAAUCUUGCGUUAUCCAUAGGAGCUCCAAUCCAUUCACAAAACAAAAUGAAAGUUUUAUUUUUAUAUGUAUUUGUUAUUUUAAUUAACUUUAAAAUUUCGUAUGGAAGACCUCGUGUUGCUGCUGCCAGUCGGUGUGUUAACAUGUGGGAUGAAGGCUGUAUCAACGGUCAGCUUCCUGGAUCAGGUCGCGAUGACGAUUACAUAAAUGGUGGUUUUAACCCCGGUAAGCGGUGCAUCAACAUGUGGGACGAAGGGUGCACGAACGGACAACUUCCCGGCUCAGGUCGCGAUGAUGACUAUAUAAAUGGAGGUUUCAACCCUGGCAAACGAUGCAUUGGAGAAGGAUGCGAUAAUGGCUGGCUAGGAAGUUCAGGAAGCAAUGGACAUCGCAACAAUCAAUUAGAUGAACUUGGAAUUGCCAACGAAUUACUGGCAAGACUGUAUAAAAAUAGACAUCAUUAAUUUGUCUUUCUGAUCGAUGUUACAAAAUUAGUACAUACUUUUUCAUCAGGCUUUAUUUUUACUGCUCAUUAAUGAUUACUACAAUUAUUUUUCAUUCAUAUAGAUACAUAUUUCCGUUUUGUUUAUUCUGAGCUGUGUGACCUUGGCACUGUUUGUAUGGAAACGAAUUAUAUAAAAAAAUUGGC